Humulus lupulus (European hop) is the source of this 1596-nucleotide messenger RNA. RefSeq names its product protein WAVE-DAMPENED 2. Bases 231 to 1313 code for a protein of 360 amino acids. Gene Ontology annotation, molecular function: microtubule binding. Lineage: Eukaryota; Viridiplantae; Streptophyta; Magnoliopsida; Rosales; Cannabaceae. The record is from RefSeq and is a predicted model, not a curated record. The transcript is spliced from 7 exons. Gene Ontology annotation, biological process: microtubule cytoskeleton organization.
UAUAAAACAAAAUAGAGAACGAAAACUGUUUUUGAGAACCUCAGCUUGAGAAGGUAAAGAGAAAAAUAGUACAGAAAAAAAAGGAACAUAUUUUAAGAGAGAGAGAGAGGCUUGGAUAGAUUUAAGAGAGAGAAAGAAGAGAAGGGUGUCGGAGAUCUUGUCAGAUCGGAACCGGAGCUCUAAGCAAAACCUCUCACAUUUUAGCUGUUGGUGUUGAAUUUGCAAUUGUCAUGGGGAGAGAACUUUCUGGUUUACAGUUGGAGAAGGAGCCAAAUGGCAUUUCUCAUGAUAGAGUUCAUGCUGCUCCGACAACAUCGGACGACAGCUCUGAAGCUAAGGAUUAUGAAGUAAAGGAAUGUACUGAAGAGAAUUCGGUGAUUGAGAAACACCACGAGGAGCAAGCGGUUCUAGGUGUUAAAAGCAUAAAUCUUGAUGAGGGCCUGACUGAGGACAAAAAUGAGAAAUCUGCAGCUCAGAAGUCUAGCUCUCCUGCUUCAAAAUCUCCUGUUGGAAAUGGGCGUACAAAGUGCACUGUUCCUCAUCCUUUUGCUCUGGCAACUGAUAAGCGUGGUUCUUGCGCACAUACUGUUGGAACUGAAACUGCAGUGUAUGGUAACAGUGUGCUCUCUCCUAACUCAACAAGGAAUAUACAGCCUAGUUCUCCUUUAACAUCAAGGAAGUUAUGGCAAUCUGAAAACAGGAAGCAUGCUGAUGAAGAAGACAAUUGGUCUGUUGCUUCUUCUACUGCUGCCUCUGUUCGAACACUUAAAUCCAGGGUUACUGUUGGACAAGCUCCAACUUUUCGAUGCUCUCAACGUGCAGAGAAACGAAAGGAGUUUUACACAAAAUUGGAAGAAAAACACCAAGCUAUGGAGGCAGAGAGAAGCCAGUUUGAAGCAAGGACCAGGGAAGAGCAAGAAGAAGCACUCAGGCAGCUUAGGAGGAACUUGGUGAUCAAAGCAAAUCCAGUACCUAAUUUUUACUAUGAGGGUCCUCCACCCAAGGCGGAGCUCAAGAAGCUGCCAUUGACUCGGCCCAAGUCACCCAAGCUGAACAAAACUAACAGGAGAAAGAGCUGUGGCGAUGCAAUUGUUGCAUCACAGGAGGAAAAGGAAAGGUCUGCUCGGAUGCAACGUCACAGCCUUGGUACCGCCUCCUCUGCUACUCCCAAAAGUAAGGGUCCGAUCAGUAGACGGAGCAGUAGCGAGUCCAACGGUACCUGGAAAGUCAAAGACCGAUACAAGCAGGAAAAGGAAGCCACAGCUCCUAAGAUCGCGGACCAGGCAAAUGUAGACAUCGCCGUUCAUUCAUGAACAUGUAGGUUUUUAUCUUCUAAUUCAUGCAAGGAACAAAAAGAAAAAGAAAAAAAAAGCCUUGAAUUUGCUUAGUUAUCUUAUUAUGGAUUCUGAAUGAAAAUAGCUUUAUUUUCACCUGAAAUGACAUUUUCAUGUGGUUUUGUGUUGUGAAUUGUAUAUGUUUUGUAAUCGACAUUGGCACUGGUACAUAUCUUGUCAUAUAUAAGAGAGUCGUCCAUUUUAGUAUGGACCAAAAUGUAUUCAUCUGAUCUUUAUGUUAGGAGAACUUGUUUGCUCACUA